Molecule: messenger RNA, 7803 nt
Organism: Plasmodium adleri (nom. inval.)
Lineage: Eukaryota; Apicomplexa; Aconoidasida; Haemosporida; Plasmodiidae
Product: transcription factor with AP2 domain(s)
Exons: 3
Coding region: 1-7803 (2600 amino acids)
Biological process (GO): regulation of DNA-templated transcription
Molecular function (GO): DNA-binding transcription factor activity
Source: RefSeq, a predicted model, not a curated record
AUGAUGAGUGACGCAAACAAAAGACAGCUAAGAACAAGAAGAAAAAAAACUAUGAAUUCGUUAUAUUAUAAUAGUGAUUAUAGUAAUGACAUAAGUAUAGAAGAUUCUAAAAGUAGAUUAAGUGGUGGCAAGAAAAGUGAGGGUAGUUCUAGUAAAUCAAAAGAUGUUACAUCAUCUUAUAAUACUAAGAAAUAUAGUCUUAACAAUAAAAAUCAUAAACAUAGUAAAAAUAUUAUGUAUCAUAAAAAUAUUAUUUAUAGUGACGAGUAUAUGAAUAAUAUCAAUGAGGACAAUGAAGAAAUAAAUGAAAAUCAUUUGUAUGACGAAAAUAAUGAUAAUAAUAUGAAUGAUGAUAUGAAUGAAAAUAAUAUAAUAGAUGACGAUGAAAAUGAAAACACAAAUCUUGUAAAUAUAGACGAUGAAAAUAUGAAUGAUGAUAAUAAUAAUGAAAAUAAUGAUAAUAUUGAAGAUAUGACUAAUGACAUGAAUAAUAAUAUAAGUCAUAAUAAUAUUAUUAACAAUGAUAAUUCAUAUAAUAAUCAAAUAGAUAAUACAUUUCUUAAUAUAAAUAAUAAAAGAAAAGAUGAGGAACAUAUAAAUAAUGAUGAUGAAUAUAUUCAUAAAAGUAGAGAUAAGAAAAAAAGUGGAUCAUUAGUACAUAUAAAAAAUGAAAAUACAAAUAAAUUCGAUCAUAAUAAUAAAAAUAAAAAAGAUAGUGUAAGUGCAAAUGGAUCUAAUAAAAAUAAUUCUAAUACAUCUAGUAGUAAUAAUCGUAGUAGACAUGUACCUAAUAAUAACGAAAUAAAUUAUGCAAAAAUGGCUGAAAAAUUACCUCAUGUUGUUGGGGUUAGAUUUGAUAAAUCACAAAAUAGAUGGCUAUCUGGUAUAUGUAUUAAUGGUCGAUGUAUCAACAGAUAUUUCCCAGUAUAUAAAUUUGGAUUUGAAGAAGCUCGUCGGUUAGCUAUUCAACAUAGAAAAAAUUUUGAAACAGCUAAUGUAGGUCACUUAAAAAAACAACAGGGUGAAGCUAAAACGUCUCACUUGAAUUUGUUGAACCUUAACUCGCAACUACCCAAUGACUUUAAAGAUAUCCAAGGAAAAAAUAAACUUAUUUUCAAAUACCUUUCUUAUGACUCCAUUCAAAAAGAGUGGGUUGUAACAUACGAUUAUGACAACAAGGUUCUCGUUAAUAAAUUUCCUGUAGACAUAUAUGGAUACAAUAAUGCCUACGAAAUGGCUGUUCAUUGUAUCAAUAAGCUUAAUAUAUGUAAUCAGGAAAAGUUAUGUAAAAAUAUUAAUAAGCAAGAGAAUUCUAGAGGAUUACAAGGUGAUUUGUUAAAUAAUUUCAACGAUAAUAAUAAUAUGAAUGAUAAUAAUAAUAAUAAUAAUAUACUUGAUAAUAAUAAUUUGAUUGAUAAUAAUAAUAAUAAUUCAUAUGAUAAUAAUAAUUUAAAUCUAUAUAAUAAUUCAAGUGAACAUAAUAAUAUGUGUGAAGAUUUGAGUUCUUUUAAAAUACGUAAAAAUAAAAUAAGUAAGUUAAUUAAUUCUGCACAAGCAAAUUUUUUAAUGAAUAAUCAAAAAUCAGAAUUGCCUUUGAAUGAUAUUCUUAAUAAUGAAAAUAUAAUGAAUAAUCUAAUUCAUGAGAAACAAAAAUCAAAUAUAAACAAUAAUAAUAUUAAUAAGAAAUUAGAAGAAUUAGAAAAUAUGAGAAAAGAAGAUACUAUGUUUUUAAAUGACAGUUCUUCUUAUUUAAGUGCCAACGAUAUAAAACUAUUGAAUGGUAUUAAAAGAUUAAAAACAGAUAAUUCACCUUUUAAUAAACAGGAUGACGAAUUUUUAUUAAAUUAUAAAAAUUUGAAUAAAUAUUCUUCUACUAUGCAAAAUAAUAAUAAUUAUGAUAUUUUAAAUGAUUCAAAUUAUAAUAUAUUACAAAAUGAAGGAAUGUUUUCUUUAAAUGAUAAAAAAGGGAUAAAUAAUAAGGAUGUGUCCAAAAAUAAAAAUAAUACAAAUAAUAAUUAUUUUAAACCUUUCCAUGAUGAAGCAGAAAAUAAUAUAUAUCAGUUGUUGAAUGGAAAAUAUUUAACUAAUGAGGAUAAAAGUGUGCAUAUCAAUCUUUUGAAUAGUGUAAUGAAGCAAAGUACUAUGAACAAAUUAUCAAAUGAAGACGAUCCUUUUGAAAAAAGAGAAAAAAAAAGAAAAUCAAAGAAUAAUAUGCUUGAACAAAAAGGAGAUGAUCAAAUUAUGAAUAUGAAUAAAAGGAUCGAUAAUAACUUAGUUAAUAAUAAUAAUAUAAAUGCAUUUAACAACAACAAUAAUAAUAAUAAUAAUAGUAAUAAUAAUAUUAGUAAUAAUAAUGGUAUCCCUUUUGGUGAUGAAAAUUUUGAUGCAUUGUCAUUCGAUGAUUAUCGCAAACGUAUAAGUAGUAAAAAGAAUAAUUAUUCAAAUAUAGGAGAUAACGAAAAAUACAAGAAAUUAGCUAACGGAUUUUUAGAUGAUGGUGAAGUAUUAUCUAAAAAUUUAAAUGAAUUAAAAAUGUAUCAUUUAGCAGGAAAAAAAGAAAAAGAUAAUAAUAUGAAUAGUAUGAAUAACAUUUUAUAUAAUAAUAAAAAUAAUAUGAAGUAUUAUACACAUAACGAACAUCAUAAGAAUGAAGAAAUAAAAAGAAAUCAACUUAAUGAAAACAUAAAUCAUGAAAAUAUGCUAAAUUUAAAUCAAAUGAUAAGAAAUAUACUUAAUAAUAAUAGUGUAGAUAAUAAUGAAAAAAUAAUAAAAGGAAUAAAUAUUUUAAAAAAUAUGACUAUGAAUGAAAAAUUUAAUUUGAUUAAUUUUAAUAAUCAUUGCAUGAAUUAUUCUUAUAACAAUAUGAUGAAAAAGGAAAAUUAUAUUAAAAAUAUAUAUAAAAUUAUUAAUAAGGGUUCUGAGGAUUCUAUUAAUUAUGAUGAAUAUUUGACAGUCAAGUUAGAUGUUGACGAUAGUGAAGAAAAAGAUCAAAAUGGAGAAACGAACAAAAAAUACAAUACAUCAGAGGCAUAUAAUGAAGGAAAAAUUAAUAAAAAACAGAAGAAGAAAAAAAAAAUGAAACAAAAUAAACUAGAUGAAAAUAUUACUGUAAAUAAUGAAAUGAUAGGAGAAGGAGACAAUGACAAAAUUGAAGAUACUAAUAAAAAUGAUGAUAUGUCAAAUAAUUCAGAAGAUACAAAUAGAGAUAUUAUAAGUGGUGAAAAAAAUUCAAAUGAUUCGGAUGAAAAGGAAGAGGAAGAUAAAGAGGAAGAGAAAGAGAAAGAAAGAGAUGAUUAUAAUGAGAAUAUAUAUAAUAAUAUGAAUACAGAUAAUAAUACAUCAAACAGUAAUGACGAUAAUGAACAAAUAAUUAAUAAAGAAAUAAAUACGUCUAUAAAUGAAUUUAAUGAUAUUGCUUUCCAAUUGUGUCCUUGGAAAAAAGGUAUACAAUGGAAUUUGUUAAAAAAAAUGUGGACGUGUAAAUUAUGGGAUAAUAAAGGAAAUGAAAUUACAAAAAAUAUUCAUAUAAAAAAAAAAGAAGGUAUUGAUAUUGGAUAUAAAUAUAGUAUAAAAAUUCGAUCAAAUUCUUUUAUUUUUUAUCUAUCAAAAGAAUUAAAUAAAUUUCCACAUAUUCCUGAAAUAUCAUACGACUUACAAAAUCUUCAUUUCGUUGUAUCUUAUAAAGAUAAUGAAAAGAAAAUCUAUUCCUUUGAAGAUGGUAUUUAUAAAUCAUUUAUAGAUUGUAUGGAAUAUCUAAACAAACAAAAAAGAGAAUAUAAUGAAAAUAUUUAUGAUAUAUCCAAUUUUAUAAAAGAAAAAAAUAAUCUAGAAUUAGAUGAUAUAUAUAAAGAAUUAAAUUAUUUCGAAUAUAAUAGAAAUGUAUUAAGUAAUAUUUGUGAAGAAACAAAAAUAGCAUAUAGUAUAAAACCAUGGUUAAGAGGUAUUAUAUGGGAAGAUAAAUUGAAAAAAUGGAUAGUCUUUUUUAAAGAUAAAAAUGAAAACAUGAGAAUUAGCUUUUUCAGUAUAUCAGAUUAUAACGAUGAUGUUAUUAUGUCUUAUAAUAAAGCUUGUGAAUAUUUUUCACAAGUUAAAGAAUCAAAUAAUUUUGAUUCAAAUUCAGAGGAAUUUGCUCAAUCCAUUAAAAAUGUUAUUAAAAAUAUUCAAUUUGAUAAAAUAAUAGAACAACAAAACGAGGCAACUAUGAAUGAUCACAAAAAAGGAAAUUUGCAAGAACAGAAUGAUAUACAAACAAAUUAUUAUAAUAAGGUUACACAAGGAAAUGUAGGAGAAAACAAUAAUGAUAAUGAAGCAGAAAAUGGUAUGGGCUCUCAAAAUGCCUUAAAUGUAAAUGAAAAUCAUGUGAAUAAUGUACAUAUAUUAAGAAGUCCUGAAGUAUUAUAUAAUACUGGAGAAAAACAAACAAACCAUUUCUUAAAAGAAAAUAAUAUUUCGAAUGAACACAAAAAUAUGGAAACAUUUUAUAAUGAAAACUCUUAUUAUAAUGAUGAUAUUGCUUUUCUAAAUUAUGCUGAUUGUAAUGAUACACUUAUUUCAAAAGGGAUGCCUCAAUAUUUAUCAUUAUCAUCAAAAAAAAGGAAGAAAAAAAGAACUACUGAAGAUAUAUAUAAAAGCAAACUUGAUGUUUUAUCUUAUCCAAAUAAUGAAUUAUAUAGCAAUGUAAAAAAAGAAAAUUAUGAUGAAAAUAUAUUAGAGAAUAAUGGAAAAUAUGGAAAUAAGAAAAUUGAACAGGAGUAUUUAAGUUGCAAUGAAAAUAAUAUAAAUAAUAAUACUUAUAAUAAUAAUAAUAAUAAUGAUUAUACAAAUGAUGAUAAUCAUAGUAGUAAAGUGUAUUCCUCUGAUUGUGAAAAGGGUACUAAUAAUAACAGAAAGAAUGAAGAUACAUAUGAUCAAGAUAAUAAUGAAUAUUUUUAUAAUAAAGAUAAAUUAUUAUUUGACAAUGAUAAUGGUAGAAUACCUAGAGAUAUUAAGAAAGAACCAAACAAUAUAAAUAAUGAAUAUAAUUUGGAUCAAUUAAAUGUUGAUGAUAUUAAAAAUAUUAAUAAUAAUCAUCAUAAUAUUAAUAAUAGUAUUAUUAAUGGACCAUCAAGUGAUGGAGAAACCAUAAUAUUGUCACAAUAUAACAAAAAUGAUGAUGAGGAAGAUGAUGGAAAUAAUACAGAUAAUUCAAAAAUAUUAAGAAGUUUUGAAAAGUGUUCAAAUCAAAAUAGUGUAUCUAUAAAUAAAAGUAAUGAGAAACUAGAAAAUAUUUUAGAGGGAGGAGUAAAUAUGAGAUUACCAAAAAGUGAAAUAUUAAAUCAAGCUUCUAGAUUACCAAAAUUACAAGGUAUGUUUUUUGAUAAGAGAAGAAAUUAUUGGACUGUUAGUGUCUGUGGUUUUAGAAAAUCAUUUGGUGUUAGAACAAGAGGUGUAUAUCAAGCAUAUAAAUUAGCAGCUGAAUUUCGUAAUCGUAUAUUAGAAAACAAUAAAGGUAAAUAUUAUCCUCAAAGAAGUACAAGUAUGUCUAGUAAUUAUAAAUAUAAUACAAAAACUGGAUCAAUUAUUAUUAAAGAUGAAAAACUGAAUUAUAGUAAUAUAUCUGAAAUGACAUCUCUAGAUGAUGAUUAUGAUCAGAAAAAAAAGAAAGGUUCCUUUUCUUCUAAUAAUAAUAUUAAUAAUAUUGAUAAAGAAUUAUAUUCAUUAAAUGACAAAGAAAGUAAUAGUAGCGGUUUAUAUUAUUCUUUUAAUGUAAAAGGUAAAACUAGUUCAAAUAUAUAUGAUUAUUUUUUAGAUAAAAAAGACAAUGACUAUUUCGCAAGUAAUAAUAUAAAUAAUAAUAGUAAUAAUGAUACAAAUAAUAAUAAUAAUAAUAUUAAUAACGAUUCAAAAGGUCUACCUAAUAAUUCAUGUUAUGAUGAUCAUUAUAACAAUAUUGAAAAUCAAGAGGAAGAAGAGGAAGGGGAAGACGUUGAAAGAUGGAAUAAUAAAAAUAAUGAUAAUAAAAUGAAAAAUGGUAAUAAUACUUUUGGACAAUUAAAAUAUGAUAGUGCGUUAGAAUCAAAUCUUAUCAAUUUUAUAAACGAGGUAGGUUCAUCUGAUUUUUUAAAAGACACAAAAAUUAAUAAUAAUAAUAAUAAUAAUAAUAAUAAUAAUAAUAACCAUAUUGGGGUAAAUAAAAUGAGCCAACAUAUAAAUAAUAAUAUUAGCAAUAGUAAUACAUUAAAUAAUAGCUUAAAUAUUCAAAAUAUUUCUUCUAGUAAUAGUGCUAUAAGUAAUAAUGGAGUUAUAAAUAAUUAUUCACCUACACAUAUAUAUGAAGUAGACAAUCUCAAUAAUAGUCAAGAUUAUUAUUUAAAAAAUGAAGAAAUAAAAAAUGAAUUAAACAAAAUAGAGGAUAAUAAAAAUAAAAAGGAUAUUUCAAGCACAAAUAGUAUGUUAAAACAUUUUAUGAAUGAUGAUAUAUUGAUAAAUAAUAAAGUAAACCAACAAACUUUUUUUGAUAGUCACAACAAUUAUAAUAAGUUAGGAAACAAACAUAUGAAAACAUCUGCUUAUACAGAAAGUUCACUUGGAUUAAGUUUUAGAAAAAAUGGAUAUAUUAAUGAUUGUGACUUAGUUAAUAAUAAUAACAAUAAUAAUAAUAAUAAUAAUAACAAUAAUAAUAAUAAUAACAAUAAUAAUAAUAGUAAUAAUAUUAAUAACGUGAAUAUAAAGGACAAUGAUGCUAUACUAAAUAAAUUGAUAUCUUCUAACCACGAUAGUAAAGAUAACAAUAAUAACAAUGUUAAAGAUAAAAAUAGAGAAGAGACUAAUAAAAGUACUUAUAAUAAUAAUAACAAUAAUAAUGAUAGAUCUAUCGGAAGUUAUGUAAACAAUCUUGGUGUAAUAGAAGGUCGAAGUGAGAAUAAUAAAGGAACAGAUGAAAACACAAAAACAUUUAAUAAUAAUAAAACAUUAAAUAAUUAUGAACCAGAAAAUAAGUCUUAUAAUUACACUCCAGUAAUUGAUGAAACUCUAGAAGAAAGAGAUGUGAGAAUAAAUAGAGAAGUAAGCAAAUGUAAAUUUGUAGAUGGAUUAAUAUAUGAUGAAGCUAAUAAAUGUUUUAGAAUAAAAAUUAAUGGUUAUAGAAAAGCAUAUUCUGUUAUUAGAAGAGGAGUAAAAGAAGCUUAUAAAUUAAGUAUUGAAUCUAUAGAACAAAUUAAAAGACAAACACAAAUGAAUACUUUUAAUAAUAAUGAACAGCCACAAGUUAAUACAAAUAAUAUGACACAGUUAUACAAUUCAAGUUCUGAAAAUUCACGACAUGGAUCAUGUUAUAAUUAUCAACAUAAUAAUAAAAGUAAGUUAGAGAAUUCGAAUGAUAAUCCUGAAGAAAAAUAUGAUCACAUCAAUAAUAUGAGCAAUAUAGGACAUGAAAAUAAACAGAGGGCUGAAGAAAGUUUGUUUCCAAUGUUAAAUGUAGAUGAUAAAUAUUAUGAACUUCUUAAAACAUCCAUUAUUAUAUGUCUAAACGAUAUACUUAUGAAUUGUAUACCUCAAGUAUUUCACCUAUACAAAAAUAUCAAUAUGUCAAAUGACAUUAAAUUAGAAGAUAUAUUAUGCAAUGAAAGGAAAAGAAAAGAACAGUCUUUAAAAUAUCAUAUUGAAUAUACACAAAAUGCUGUAGGUGUCUCAUCCCUUAUACCUUACUUGAAAUUAUUUAGUACCGAAAUUUUAAAUAACGUUUUACCAUCAGCACAAUCCUUGGAAAUACAAAGAUUAAUAAUUCAUUCGUUGGAUAUACAAACAUAUAAUACAUUAUAUUAA